Messenger RNA from Trichobilharzia szidati, 470 nucleotides. The record is from the annotation of a GenBank genome assembly. Lineage: Eukaryota; Metazoa; Platyhelminthes; Trematoda; Strigeidida; Schistosomatidae.
UUGGAACUUCAUGCGGGAACUACGAAACACUUAGAAUGAAGAGUAGCAAAAGAGAAUGCAAUAGGAAACGUAAAACGAAACCACUUUGUUGGGAAGAACAACUAAGCAGGCAGAUUCAGUUUGUGGAUGUCCACCCAGAGGCUAAUGAAACUUCUCUUGCAGUUGAUGAGGAGUCAGUUGAUGUUACGAUUAUAAGGAGUAAUUCGUCACAUGUUGCAAAACAUGGUGGCCUUCGAAAACCAUUCGUUUCAAAACGUUUUGAGGCAGAGACUGUAAUAGAUUUCAAUCAGUUGUGGGUUUCUGGUGAAGACCUUUUAUCUCACAGCAGCAUACGUAAACACCGUGAAGCCGCUCACAAGUGUGAAGCAGUCAUAUGAGUUCCAAUUAUAUGACAACCAAUUCUCAUUGCAGUCAACUAUUUCACGAGUUAUAUGGACAUCCUCUCUCUCUCUCUCUCUCUCUCUCUCUCU